GAAAGUGUCACUGUCAAAAAAGUUUACAAAUAAAUAAGUGUCUGUGUUCUGUUAAUAUAUCGUAACACAAUUACACAUUAACAGGAAGGAAUUAUAUCUGCACUAGUGCAGCGGGCACAAUGAAGACCGCAGUCACCGUUCUACAGGAAAUGAUGAUAAAGCUGGGUCUGUGUCCGGAAUAUGAAUGCAUUGCCCAGUCGGGGCCCCAGCACCUAGCGACGUUCGAGUACCGCUGCUCGGCGCACGGACACACGGUGACGGCGACGGCGCGCUCCAAGAAGGAGGCGAAGCAGGAGGCGGCGCGCUUGCUGCUGUUGCGCCUGGCGGAGCACGGCCUGCCUGUGCCCGCGCCCUUCUGCCGCUCCACCGCCCCGCUCCCCACGGGCAUGGCGGCCGUCGGCGCGGUGAGCGAGGCCGCGGGCGGCACGGCGGCUCGCAGUUACGUGGCGCUACUGAGCGAGCUGUGCGAGGAGUACCGGCUGCCGGCGCCGCAGUACGAGCUGACGGCGGACACGGGCCCGCCGCACGCGCGCCACUUCACGAUGAGCGCGCGCCUCGGCCUGCACGAGCGUCGCGCCACCUCCACCACCAAGAAGUCCGCCAGGCAGCUCGCCGCCGAGCAGCUCUACACCUAUCUCAGAGAAAACCUUUCUCGGCUCACCAAAGAUUUCAUCGAGGAGGAGGCGCUGGCGCGCGCGCACGAGCGGGCCAUGGAGCGCUACGUGGAGCGGCGCGAGGAGCUGGGCUGGCGGCCGCACCUGGGCCAGCGCAUCGCGGACUACCACCUCGGUCUGUUGACGCAUGUCGGUGAGCUCGCGCCUCUCGCUACCUCUACACGUCCGCUGCGGGCUGCGGGUACAACCGCUACCCGCCAUUUUAUUUAUUUAUUUAAUUAUAACAUGAAAAACUUACAGCUAUAUUAAUAUAAAUAACUCUAAACUGGAUAUGAAAGCCAAUAACAAGUCUUCACUUGUAGCAAUUUUAUAUCUGAGAUGAGCAAACAAACAAAUACCGCAAUAUUUAUGUGACAAUAUUUUUGGUAAUAGACUCGCAUUCACGAGACACGGUGUCGCUUGUGAGUUUAAUUAUUUUUGAAAGAACUAGGAAAGGCCUUUCACUCACAGUCCCACAAAAAUAUCCGGUCCGGUAAGUUUCAAUAGAUCACUAGCGCCCUUAUCGAUCUUGUAAUAUUUUAUUUUGACAAUUUCUAUAUCUACGUAAACUUGACAUUCCUCAGCGGUACAGAUAAGCUCGUCGCGUCAUAAACUAUUCCAUUAAUUUU
Papilio machaon (common yellow swallowtail) is the source of this 1282-nucleotide messenger RNA. It is a transcript of the gene R2D2, whose product is annotated as RISC-loading complex subunit tarbp2. The record is from RefSeq and is a predicted model, not a curated record. NCBI's taxonomy places the organism in Eukaryota, Metazoa, Arthropoda, Insecta, Lepidoptera, Papilionidae. The transcript is spliced from 5 exons. Bases 120 to 923 code for a protein of 267 amino acids.